Messenger RNA from Lactuca virosa, 699 nucleotides. The record is from the annotation of a GenBank genome assembly. NCBI's taxonomy places the organism in Eukaryota, Viridiplantae, Streptophyta, Magnoliopsida, Asterales, Asteraceae.
UUACUAAUUUACUAUAGAUACAUCGAUGUAAAACCGCAUCAUCGCCGUUCAGUUCGCAAGGAGAAUUAGGGUUUUUAGUCGGAAGUUUAUCGCCUUUUCAGUGCAAAGAUGGGGAAGACACAUGGAAUGGGAGCUGGUCGCAAGCUAAAGAGUCACAGAAGGCGACAAAGAUGGGCUGACAAGUCUUACAAGAAGUCUCAUCUUGGAAACGAAUGGAAGAAGCCAUUUGCUGGUUCUUCUCAUGCUAAAGGCAUUGUCUUGGAGAAGAUUGGUAUUGAGGCCAAACAGCCUAACUCUGCCAUCAGAAAGUGUGCAAGAGUUCAACUUAUCAAGAACGGAAAGAAGAUUGCAGCUUUUGUCCCCAAUGAUGGUUGCUUGAACUAUAUUGAAGAAAAUGACGAGGUGUUGAUUGCAGGAUUUGGACGUAAAGGGCAUGCUGUGGGAGAUAUUCCUGGAGUUAGGUUUAAAGUUGUGAAGGUGUCUGGUGUCUCUCUUUUGGCGCUUUUCAAGGAGAAGAAAGAGAAGCCAAGGUCUUAAGCAUGAUUUUAGUUUCUUAUCUCAUUGUUUUUAUAUUCAAGACUUCACAUUUUACUGUUCUUUAUUUAAUCUGGGAUUUUGAAAUACCAUCUAUUUCGACUUCAAAGAAGCACAAAUAUUGCCUGUGUUAAAUUUAGCCCACACUAUCGGGUAAGGGUGCAG